GGGGGGGCCAUCCCCUUCUCCGCCAGCAAGGCCACUCCGCGGCUGUGGAGCGUCAGCCGGUCUAUGGGGAGCGACCACCAGAGGCCGUGGGUGAAGGUGCUGCCUCUCAGUUUGCUGUGCGGCGGGCUGCUGCUCUGUUUCUUAUUUUUCAGGUGUUGGAGAACUUAAACGUUGCCUGCCGCGUUCUGCUGUUAAAAGCAGGGAGUUUGAGGCUGUCGGAUGAAGCUCGCUGAAGAAGCUGCUCGUGCUCGGUCUCGAACGCGCCUUCCCCAGGGAGUUGCGGGCUCUGGCUGGUGGCGGCCGGAGGCUUCUUGCGGGCACGCGUUACCGGGGCCGGGCGGCGCUGGGGCUCGCGCUCGGCCUUGCCGCGAGGGGCGGGGCGGGGCGGGGCCGCCGGGGUCGCGUUGCGGUGAGGCGGGGCGGAGGGGCGCUGUGGCCCGCCGGGGGGCGGGGCCGGCAGGACGGGGCCGCGCCUGCGCCCUGUUGGCCGCGGGGGGCGAUGCCGUCGGUUUCGAAAGCGGUGUCGCGGGGCGCAGGGUCCGGUGGGUCUCCGCAGACCGAGCAGCCGACGCAUUAUACCGUCGUCGUAGACCUAUACGAAGGCGUGAUGGGACUUUUAACUACAGUCCAGAUGUUUAUUGUACAAAAUAUGAUGAGACUACAGGAAUCUGCCCAGAUGGAGAUGAUUGCGCUUACCUGCAUCGAACAACAGGAGAUACAGAAAGGAAGUAUCAUCUCAGAUAUUACAAGACUGGAACAUGCAUUCAUGAAACAGAUGCCCGGGGUCACUGUGUGAAGAAUGGAAUUCACUGUGCCUUUGCUCAUGGGCCACAUGACAUUAGACCUCCAGUAUAUGAUAUAAGUGUUAUUUUCUUUCCCCAUUCCAGAGAACUUCAGGUGCAGGAAUCUUUCCAGAAUGGGCAGCUAGGAUGCAGUGAAGGUAUUCCAGAUCUGCAACCAGGGAUUUUAGCAAGUCAAGCAAUGAUUGAGAAGAUCCUUAGUGAAGAUCCAAGAUGGCAGGACACAACUUUUGUAUUAGCUGGCUACAAGACAGAACAGUGUACCAAGCCACCCAGACUCUGCCGCCAGGGUUAUGCGUGUCCACACUAUCACAAUAGUCGAGACAGAAGACGAAAUCCCAGAAAAUUCAGAUACAGGUCCACUCCUUGCCCCAAUGUAAAACAUGCAGAUGAAUGGGGUGAACCUUCAAGGUGUGAAAGUGGGGAUAGCUGUCAGUAUUGUCAUUCUCGCACAGAGCAGCAGUUUCAUCCUGAGAUAUAUAAAUCUACAAAGUGCAAUGACAUGCGUCAGACAGGUUACUGCCCACGUGGUCCAUUUUGUGCAUUUGCCCAUGUUGAAGAGGACACCAUGAAUGUAGUCAUACUGCAAACUGGUUGUCAAUCAAAGCCAGGCGCUCACCUGUUUCCAACAGACAGCAUAGGAAUUGCAAAUGAAUGGAGCAGCAGUCUUAACUCCACAAACAGCAUUACAAAUAACAGUGGGCAGUCUGGAAAUAUUUCCUGUUCUUCAAGUCCAACUGUAACAUCAACUUCUAGUAGCAGUAGUUCUUUGUCACCUCUGGGACCUCUUUGUAGACAGAGAUCAUUAGCAAAUGGUGUUCUGUGUUCUGAGUCUAGUACAUCAGGUGUUUCUUCACCAACAUCUAGCUAUCCAAAAGCACCAGGUUUUGAACGAGAAGAUCAGGCAAAGCAGCGAAGUUUCUCAGCUGAGAAUCAGCAGAAAAUAAGUGAACAAGACAACAAGCAGAACCAUCUCAGUGUUUUUUCAGUGGUUAAUCCACUUGCUUCAAGUAUAACUUCCAGUCUGGCCUCCAGUGUCGGAUCAGAUUGUUCAUCUCCUCCAGCUGUCUCAGCUGUUAGUGCCAAAGCUCUCCCAUUUUAUUCUGGUGGUAACACAGUUGAGUCAGUUACAGGUCAAAGAUUACUGGGAAGUUCAGCACCUGUCAGUAUUCCAGGUUCUCUUGUUCGUUCCUCAUCUUUACACUCAUCAUCAUCCCUUUCAACCUCUCCACUCAGUUCUCUUUCACAAUCGCUGUCUCAGUCUUUUGUUUCAUCCACUAUGGUUCCCCACCAACAGCAGCCCCAACCCUUGAAGUCAGAACACAGUAUGUUGGGCACCUCAGCCUCUUCUCACAACUCUUUAGGUUUAAAUGGUGUUACAGGGAGCAUUUGGGACUUUGUGGCUGGGAGUUUCUCUCCUAGUCCGUCCCCAGUAUUAAGCAUUGGCACUACUCUCUCAAUAAGUUCAAACACAAGUGGGAACGAACUAACUCGAGUUAGACAGGAACUUGAUGAUGCCAAGAGAAAACUAAAACAAUGGGAAGAAUCUUGGCAACAAGUAAAACAGGCAUGUGAUGCGUGGCAAAAAGAGGCUCAAGAAGCAAAAGAACGUGCUGAUGUUGCAGCUGCUGACAAGCAACUCGCUCUUCAGAAGAAGGAGGAAGUGGAAAAUAAAUUAAAAAAGCUGAAGGUGCAGUUAGCUGCCUGCCUAUCUACUACAUUACCUUACAUAAAAAACUCUGGAGACAUAGAAAAGAUACCCUUGCCAAUGCUUCGUUCCUUACAAAGUCAGCUGCACUUAGAUUUAGGGACAGUAGAUGAGGUGAUUUUUCAGCUUCAGUCAAAGAAGUGUAUAUUAUGUCGAGAAGGUGAUCGUAGCAUUAUCCUGAAUCCAUGUCAACAUUACAUACUUUGUGACCACUGUGCAGCUAGACAAGAAGAAUGUCCCUGUUGCAAGAAAUCAAAAAAUCCACGGUAACAUAGAGGCAUGGUACUUAUAUCAUGUUUAUGAAUUAAAACUAUUUUAUGUUUUUGUAUUUUGUAUAGGAAUUAUAUAAAUCACUGAUAAUUAAUCAACUUAAUAGUGCUAGGUAGAUUUUGAUUUUGUUGUAAGAAACUUAGUUGCUUUGCUUGCUCACCUUUACAUAUCAGUUUCAGCCAUUCAAUGAUUUUUUUAUAAGUCUUAAGAUUCUUUCGUUCCUGCCCAGUUCCAUCCCAAUCUUUUCCCAUCCACUUACAUUCUUAGUGCGCAGUCUACCUAGCUUCAUUUGCACCGUAAUCACUUUGUAUAAAUUUUACCAUAAUGCAUGAAUGAAAGUAUUUAUACCUAUUAUUUUCCUUAUCAGAAGAUAGAUACAUAGAUACAGUAGCUACACACUAAACAGUACAAAUGGUACCUUUGCCAUGUCUGUUGUGUAUGGUAUGCCAGAGCCAGUAUUUUGGAAUUGGUCUAACAGUAUGUUUACUUGUUUGUUUGAAAAAUUAUAUGAAUAAUAUAAAUGCACUUUUUAUUUUUAUUUUUUUUGUUAGAGGAUAUGUUGUAAAUUGCUUCAAGCUGCUUUCUAGGUCUUAAGUUUAUUUUUAAUACACAAUAAUAUGAUGGUUUAUAUAUGUGUACUGUGAAUUUUAAAUAUUUCAGAUGGUUUUACUGUUAAAUCAUAAUAUGAUUAAAUAGAAGUGAGAUCUUACCUAGAUUUUUUACAAUUUAUAAGUUAAUUGCAUACUACAGUAUUUAUAAAUGUACCAGUGGAAAGAAAAACAGUGAGGCACAUGUGCUUUCAUAUUCAAGGGCAUGUUUUACAUUUUGUGAGACAGAUCAGUUUUAGUAAACAACUGUGCGUUUGCAUUUCUCUCUUUGUUUAGAUGUUUGUAGUCUUAAAUUUUUUGUAUAUUACCUAACUUGUGUGGUACUUAAUGGGAACCCGUAUGAAACACACAAUAACUUUUAUAAAGUGCCUAUGCCAAAUGUCGUAUAAAAUAACAGAAGACAUAAAAAGAGAAUUUUGCAAAUAAUUUCUAUUGCAUAAUUUUUUAUCAUACAAUUUGAUGAUAAUUAGAAUAUGUCUCUUGCUUUUAUAAAUAUUUAAAAAUACACUUUUUCAACAAUGAGGUAACACAUUUGAAAGGAACUACAAAAUUACCUAAGUAUGUAAUCAGGCAGUGGCACUCUUGACAUAGCGAUUCUUUUAAAAGGGUGGUAACAAACUUACUUCAUCUUGGUUGUUUGGAACAUUCAUUUCAGGAGGAGAAGUUAGUCAAUUACUGUAUGUUACUACUAUCUACUUUUCUUACAAGGAAUAAUUGCCUGUGUUAUUCUUUCUUUUGUUUAAUACAGGUGUGACACUAGUACAGCUUACAUUGAAAUGACCUACUACUGUGUUACAUGAUUUGUAUCUCCGUAUUAUUGUAUUCAGAAUAGGAAUUGAGUUCAUAGGCAGUAAAGAGUUUAUCUAUUUAAAGUUAAAUCAUGCUGAAACAAACAAACAUAAAACAACAAGAUGUAUACUAAAAUUAUUGUUGUUGAAACAGAUAAAGCUUUUUGAAUUCUGUCAGUAUUAAAUAUAGGACCCAAGCCAAAAGUACUUAAAUUAUUGUAUCCUCACUGGGUUUUGUAGUCUUUGUAUGAAGGCUUCAGUUAGCAAAAAAAUAAUCAUUACAUAUUUCUGUGAUACCUAAAUGUACAGACUCAUUGCUGCUUUCCUAAGACAUGCCAGCCUGCAAGAACGUUACAGACUUUUCAGGAAGGGAGAAGAAGGAUAAAAUAUUAAAUAUAUGUCUACUUAUUCCUAUUUUAAAAUUUUAUUUGAAGAUCAUAGUAGUCCAUUUUAAAUAAACAUCAAAUUUGGGAUUUAAAAUGUGAUUUUGCUGACUUUCACACAGUUACUCAAAAAUAUUUGUAUUGAGAAGAGUAUAAAAUUAGACUAUAUUGGUAUUUUCAAACGUGCUUUUGUGCCCUAAUCAUGUCCUAAAAUAAAAUGCUGUUCUGUUUUAAAGGUUUAACCAGUUUUUGACUUUUUUUUUUUUUUUUUCCAAAAAAAGGAACUUUGAUCAUCAAGUUUGGCUGUCUUUUUGCAUCUCUGCAGUCUAUGACAAAUAUUCGUUUUUGAUCUGUAAUAGAAUUUUGGACUAAAGCAGAGUUAGUCACAUGAGAUUUUUUAAACAAUAAGCAAAUCAAGGAAUAAUGUGAAACAAGAUGUUGUUUUGGAUACUGGUGUACUAUAUUUAUCCACAAUGUGGAAUACUUUUCUGCAACUGUUGUACUCACAAACAUGUCUAGAAAGAGUUUGGUCAGAAAUUCUGCUGUGAUAUUUCAGAGGAAACCAGUUCAGCCCACAUUGUGCUGCUGAUAUGCUGCAAUGUGACAUUUGUUUCCUAAGAGAUAUGGAAGUAUGUUUUCUUGCUUCUUGUCAAAGGUUAUUGUUCUUUGUGUGAAUUAGUGUGCAAUUGCCUGUGAUCCUAUAGCUAUUUUUGGUCUCUCUCUUUUUACAUUUUUUUUGGUACUAAUAGGUGAUUUUCCUCAUCUUGUGAUGCCAACCAAAAAGAAAUUUAAACAAUAUUUGCAGCAUGAAUCAUCACAUUGACAUUUGUAGUUUGUGUUGCUUUUUUUUUAGAGGAAAUAAAUGAAUAUGUUGAGUUUGUUGCUUUUUAAACAGUUGUAUGCUUUGCGUUUUAUAAUGAUGAAUCUUGAAAAUAAUGUUGUGUGUCCCAUAGUAAUAUCAGUAUUGAAAAUUUUGCGUAUGUUCCCCUGCAAGCUUUUGUUGCGCUGAUUUAUGGACACAAACUAUUGACAAAUCAUUUAGUGAAGAAGGAAAAAAAAAAUCAGAUGGAAGAAAUGUACCUAUAUGUGAAUUUGUCAGGCUGGGCAGCUUGCUGUAACUACAGACAAACCUUACGUGAUUGCUUGAACCGUACAUAGCACUCAAAAGGAAAGUGCUAUAAAUGUUCUUCAUAAAAUUCUUCAUAUGAGAAGUUAUAAGCAAAGUUUUAUGUAUAUUAGUAAAAAGCAAGUCAACUGCCAAGACAAAUAAAUGUGUACUUUUACGCUAGUACUUUAAAAUGGAGGAUAGUAAGAUACAUGCACUUGACUAGAGAGGACUAUUUCGAAGUAAAAAGGGAACCCUGAGCCUUAUAAGUAUUUGUCCUUGUGCUAUAUAUACUAUCUAGAAAAUACAUUAUAUUUUAGUGACACUACAAUACAGUAAUUUGUUGCAUUUCCAAAAUAUCUUAAAGCAAACUAAGUAAAUUUUCAAGAUUCAUUUUGUUUUUUAACAAAAUUUUGUGUUAAUUUAUGUAAGAAUAUUAUUUUAUUGUGGAUGCCGUUAUGCUGUCACAAUUAUUAUAGCCUGGGGAAUAAUAGAUUAAAACUGGGAUUUCUCAGGGUUUUUACAGUUAAGAGCUGUAAUUUAACCGAAAGUAUGCUAAUCACAGGUAGAUCCCAAGCUGCAUGUUACAAGCUUAUUACUAGUUUUCUUUGAAUAGCUGAUUAUUACAGACAUACUUGUUUUCUUACAUAUUGCCAUUCAGAAUAUUCUAGUAUCAAAUACAGAUAAUCAUAUUAUUACUGUCACACUAUACAUGUGUUAACUGUGGUCAUCAUCCGACCUUAAAUAAAAAAGGUAUUUUUACUCAUAUUAAUUUAUGAAAGCUGUUAAUGUUUAGAGUGUACAGAAAGAAACGAUUUUGUGAAUUGUUCUUAAUACAAAACAUAUUAUUUAUAAUGCAUACCCAUUCACUUGUAGUGAACUGUUCAAAAUUCUUAACACUUGUUAAACUUUUCUACAUGAUGGCAUUUAUGCAAUGGUUUACAGAAAUCAUGGAAUUAUUUUUAUUACCAACAUGGAAAUAAAAUUUUGAUCUUUA
Molecule: messenger RNA, 6659 nt
Organism: Anas platyrhynchos (mallard)
Lineage: Eukaryota; Metazoa; Chordata; Aves; Anseriformes; Anatidae
Source: RefSeq, a predicted model, not a curated record